AAAUAAUCUUAUCUUUAACGAGUAAGUAAACCAUUACCAUACCAUGAUUAGGCGGUUAGUCACGUUAACUUACCUAUGGGCUGGUAAAUAAUAAAGGCUCAUAGCUGUUAAUCCAAAAACCCCAUCAAGACUUUGGAAGGUGCGUGAGUGUGAAAAAAGACUUUGCCCUACGUCCAUAUCAUUUGUGAUAAAGGUGAGCCGCACUGAGAGCAAAUGUAUGCUUAAUUGCAUUGCCCUCGUGUUGAUAAUUUGUAGUGCAUUAAAAUGAAUCUACGAACUAACAAUAGAGUUCUAACGAAUCUCUUCGUUCUUUUGUGCUGUGUGCCUUUAGCCAUUUUACAAGACCAGGAAACCGAAAGACUGAUAGCCGAACUACAAUUAGACGAUCUAGAAUUAAUUGAUGCAUGUGAAUAUUCAGCUUACGGAAGGAAGCAGGCGAUUUUAGACCAACUAUUUGACAAAACGGUGGAACAGCAGAGAAGGUUUGGAGAAAUUGUGAAAGGCCAUUACGAGCAAUUGAGGACGUUUACGGAUAUUCCCAGUGAUUUGGAGAGGAACUGGACGUACCAAGUUAAACCUGGAGACGCUUUGUUGGCUCAGGACAAAUGGGACAAGUUGAUUGUCUUCCAAAAUCACAUUCAGGAACUCACAACUGAAGCAAAGUUAUGUUUUGAGAAUGAAACUGACUUGUGCCUAACUGGCAUCGUUGGCUACAAUGAUGCCCUAAAUAAUGAGCGCAAAUACGACACUUUGAAGAAAACCUGGAAAAGUUGGCAAACUAUUUACACUACAACUGAUAUAAGUGACUUCAACAGCCAGCUGGGAUUCAUUAAAGACGCCGCCACUGUUAAUGAAUUCGAUUCAGUCCAAGACUAUUGGGAGGCUUUAUUAGACUUUCCCGGCGCCUAUGAACAAGCUGACGCGUUUUGGGACAGUAUUUCGCCCUUUUACGCAAAACUGCAAAAAUUCGUGCGAGAACGACUGUUCAAAUACUAUAAAUUGCAACACGAAACUAACGAAAUCCCUGCUUAUUUAAUAGGUGGCCAAUUUGGUACUGAUUGGAGCAGCAUCGCUGAUAUAAUUUUGCCUCAUCCGCAGCUACAUUACGAUGCAGAAUCCUAUCUCAAGUACAAGAGCAUAGAAGACAUGUACAAAUAUGCGGAAAACGUAACCAGCAAGCUGGGUUUAGGCGCCCUAGGGGCCAACUUCUGGGAAAACAGCAUAUUUAAUUCCUCAAUCUGCGGAUCGCAUCUGCUAGAGUUUUGUGAUCAAGCCUACAGCCAACUUAUAACGUGCAAACAAACAUCUUGGAGCGUUUAUCUGGACGUUCAAGAAACCGCGCUGCGAGUUGCCUUGAACAAUUUGGACUACUCUUCAAUACCCAGACAAAAUCUUCGCUACAAUGCCAUUGACGACGCAGUCCAAAAAUUAGGAUCUCUGCUAGCCAUUGAAAGCCUGGACUAUCACGGGAUUGUCGAUGCUCCGACUAACCAGACUGAUGAUGAUCCGGCACAGAUGACAAAACGUUUAUUAACGGCCCUCAGGCUUAUGCCCGGUUUGCCCUACAGCCUGAUGGCAGACAAAUGGAGAAUGGAGGCCAUUGAACAGAACAAUACGAAUCUAGCCGAUAGUUGGUGGAAAUAUCGAAAAGAUUACUCGGGAGUGGCUGGGAUUGAAAACAACGAACCCGAAUACUUAGAAGAUUCCAGAAUAGUGUCAAACAGGCCCCAUCUGAACCAGUUCUUCGGCACUUUGGUCGCCUUUCAGAUUUUCAUGUACUACAAAGAGCGAGCCGGAAGUCAGUAUGUGGUAAACGAAUUUGAACAGGAGGAAUUUGUAACAUUGCUCAGGAGGCGUCAUACUACUGAAUGGCCCUUUUUGCUCACCAACCAAUACGGUCUGGAUGUGAGGGCUGAUGAACUGCUGAGCUACUUUGCGCCCCUUGAACAGUACUUUGAAUCAGCGCCUACUGAACAGGUUGCCAUUGUGACUCCUACAACUACCACAACAACACAAGCCCCAACAACUAAAGCUCAGUUGGUUACAAAGGAUAAUUAUGUGCUCAAUGAUCAGCCGAAGCCAAAAGUUCGAGCUUCAGAGGCGAAAAAAGUGGUGGAAGAAGCGGACAGUCACGUUGCUAUGUAUGUAGGGGUAGCUGGUUUAGUAGUUGUCGCUUGCGCCCUUGCUCUGGGAGUGGUAUUUAAGAAAUUCCGAAGGAGAUCCAGCACUAAUAACAGAAGAUUUGAUUCAUAGGGCUAGCUAGUGUUCAGGCAUUGUAUUUUCGCAUCACAGCAGAUCUGUCGAUCGAAAAAUCGAACUUGUUGUGAUAUUCUUGUCGCUCUUAGCGUUUAGCACAUCUCGAACAUCACAUUUAAUUUUCUACGUUUUAUUAGCCAUCUUUUUAAUGUUUAAUUUUUCAAAUCCCAAACGCACUUUUCUACUCUGAUCAGUUUCAGCUAUUGAUUCUAAUGCCUCAACAGCGACUUUUUUGGUAUUUUUUUAUUUAUUCUACAUUGUAUUUAAGUAGUAUUAGGCCAAGUAUUGUUUCCUAAGAAGUUCCUCUAGGUUUAGGUAGCCAACAACUAGAACUAUUUAAAGUGACACGGUUUUUUGAGCAUUAAAAUUAUUUGUUUUCUAUUA
Dendroctonus ponderosae (mountain pine beetle) is the source of this 2640-nucleotide messenger RNA. RefSeq names its product angiotensin-converting enzyme. The record is from RefSeq and is a predicted model, not a curated record. Lineage: Eukaryota; Metazoa; Arthropoda; Insecta; Coleoptera; Curculionidae. Gene Ontology annotation, molecular function: peptidyl-dipeptidase activity; metallopeptidase activity. Gene Ontology annotation, cellular component: plasma membrane. Gene Ontology annotation, biological process: proteolysis. The coding region runs from base 265 to 2253 and encodes 662 amino acids. The transcript is spliced from 12 exons.